Molecule: messenger RNA, 2247 nt
Organism: Phalaenopsis equestris
Lineage: Eukaryota; Viridiplantae; Streptophyta; Magnoliopsida; Asparagales; Orchidaceae
Exons: 20
Coding region: 258-2012 (584 amino acids)
Cellular component (GO): plasma membrane
Source: RefSeq, a predicted model, not a curated record
UGCAAUUGCCAGCCACAGUCGGACAGUCCUCGGUAGCUUGCGCUCGCUGCUUCGCCUUUCGUAGGAGUUCGUAGACCUUCCUGUUCUCCCUUCUUCCGCGUACCUCUGAUCCAAAUUUCCGCCUUGCUUCCUCCUCAUAAUUCUUAUAAUCCAGGUCGCCGCCGAAUUCUUCAACUUCUUCACCUCGCCCAGCGCAGCUGCUUGAGAAAUGCUGUUUGAAGGAUCAAAUAUCUUCCCAGGUGGCAUACUACAACAAUAUGCGUGAUCCUUUUGAUGCUGAAUAUCAUGUUUCUUAUGUUGGUGGUCAGUCUCCACCAGAGCCUGUUCUUCCAGAUAUGAGACCAUCCACAGCCGGUUAUAUUCUUGGGAAUGAUGAUCCGACAUUUUGGACUACUUCGACUGAUUCGUUAGUGCGACAUCAAUUUCAAAGAGGUUCAGAUGUGAGGCUGUUAAAAGAUGAUGUCAAUAAUACCCUCCUUGAUCAUGAACUCAUGGAACUGUCCUCCAAAUCUCAGCAACAAGAAGAGGAGAUUAUGUUUCUUCGCAAACAAAUCAGAGAUGCUAGUUCCAAGGAGCUUCAGCUGUUGAAUGAGAAGCAUGUUUUAGAAAGAAAACUUUCUGAACUUAGAUUGGCAAUUGAUGAAAAGCAGGAUGAUGCUAUAUCGGACUCCAUGAAGGAUUUGACUCAAAGAAGAGGUUGUAUUGAGGAGAAUUUAAAACUAACAAAUGAUUUAAAAGUUACCAAUGAACAGCUGUAUUUAUUCACAUCGUCAUUGCUAGGCUUUUUGGGGGAGUAUAACAUACGACUUCCUGUAAUAAAUGCUUCCACAAUUACGAACAGUACACAGCGUCUUUAUCAGCAUAUGAAAUGGAAGAUUGGUUCUAAUGCUGGUAUAGGUGAGAUGCACUUGCUUUUAGGAGAUCAACCUGGCAUUGAACUCUCUGACAAUAGAAAGCUUGCCACAAUUGCCAGAAAAUCUCUUUCUCAACCCGGUUUGGAUUCUAACAUGAAUGAGUUUCAAGGAUAUGAAAAGUACCCAUUUGAUUUCCAUGCGGAGGGAACAACCAAAUUAAAACAUAUUCCACCAAUGUCCGUGAUGAAUUCCAAGGGAUUAAAUAAUACCGUUUCUGAUUUUGGUUACAAAUUCAUUAUGGAUCAGCCAAAGGAGUUACAAUCUGCAAUGUUUAAGGAUGUUGGAGGGGCCACUAUUCCCAAUGUUUUCGAAGGCAAUGCAGUCGAGGCUGAAAAUAGACGAGAGACUCCUGAUGCUCAUUUCUAUAUACCCUCCCCACUUGAGAUGCAAUCUUCUCCUUUCUCUAGAGUAGGCGAGGCCUCCUUACCUGGUAUAGAAGUAUUUCAAAUUAUUGGUGAGGCUAAACCAGGUUGCACUUUAAGAGCCUGUGGCUAUCCCACUAAUGGGACUUAUCUUUGUAUCUUUCAGUGGGUUCGUCAUCUUGAAAAUGGCACCAGGCAAUCAAUUGAAGGAGCAACUGUGCCUGAUUAUGUGGUUACUGCUGAUGAUGUUGACACUUUUCUCUCUGUGGAUUGCAUCCCAAUGGAUGAAAGUGGUCGCCAGGGUGAAUUGGUUAGUCUAUUUGCCAACAAUCAGAACAAAAUAACAUGUGACUCAGACAUGCAGCAUGAGAUUGAAACUCAUCUUUCUUCCGGAAGAGCAGUUUUUAAUGUGAUGUUGUUGAUAGAUUCUUCAGAGGCUUGGGAACAAACUUCUAUGUUUUUGAAACGAUCUGGUUAUCAGAUUAAAGUUAGCCGGACAGACCAUGUGGUGAUCGAAGAAAAGUAUUCACCAGAGUUAUAUAUUAAAGUACCAAAUGGGCAAUCUACACAAUUUGUGCUAAUUUGUUCGGAUGGAACUACCUUGCCAUUCAGUACAAGUGGAACUUCUCAACCUUAUAGCAUGGAGAAUGAUAUACGAUUGCGGGAUAUUAUUGUCUUGACCAUGAGAUACUUCCAAUCGAAGGCUGUAGAUGGUAAAAGAAAAGGGAAAGCAUAGUAGUAUCAUUCAUUGUAGAUUUCCUUCUUUUGUUUGUUUUUUAAUAUUAAUCAUUUAAAAAUAAGUUUAGAAUGUAAUGUCUAUGUAGACUGUGUUAAUAUUACACCAACUUAUACAUACUUUUUUUUUAUCUUUCUGGAUAUUGAGUUGUUUCAUAUUGUAAUAAUAAUAAAGAAAAUGAUUAAUUGGAAGAUGUGUGAAUUGAACUUUAGCCCAAUAAAUGUAUCUUAUUCAA